GUCCCUUGCAAUGACUUGUUCUGUGGUCUGAUCCGAGUGGAAAGGACUCGUGUUCUGUGGAUGCUCAGGAGGAGCCGGUGGACAGCUGAGAGCUACCAGCACAUCUAUGCUGGCCGCAGCCAACCGCCAUACUUGGGACCCUAUCUUCUGCUGCUCUACUUCUUUUCGUUGCAUGGAGCAGGUGUGAUUUUUACAGAGACUGAUUGAAUACCAAAGCUGGUGAAGUGACCCCGGUCAAUGCAUAGAGCUGUUACCGCAACUCUACCUCAAAUGAAUGCCAACAGUAUGCCUAAACAAGUGGAGGUGAGGAUGCACGAGAGUCACCUGGAGCCAAUAGAGUCCCGGCCUCAGUCCAAAUGUGCCAGACUCUGCUCCAAGAUGUUCAAGAACCUUCUGCUCACACUCACUGUCCUCGGUGUGAUCUUAGGAGCAGUGGCAGGGAUGUUGCUUCGUGUUGCCUCCCCAAUUCACCCGGACAUAGUCAUGGUCAUUGCCUUUCCUGGAGAUAUCCUCAUGAGAAUGCUGAAGAUGUUGAUCCUGCCUCUUAUCAUCUCCAGUUUAAUCACAGGACUGGCUGGUUUGGAUGCCAAAUCUAGUGGUCGUCUGGGUACCAGAGCAAUGGUCUACUACAUGUCCACCACUGUCAUCGCUGCCAUUUUGGGAGUCAUCCUAGUGUUGGUUAUCCACCCUGGAAACCCCAAACUCAAAGAGAAUCUCGGAGAGGGAGAGAAGAAUGAUGAUGUGUCCAGCUUGGAUGCCUUCUUUGAUCUGAUCAGGAACCUGUUCCCAGAGAACCUGGUGCAGGCUUGUUUCCAACAGAUCCAAACGGUGACUAAGAAGGUGGAGGUGGUUGUAGAGGAAGAUGUCAAUGCCACUGCUAUGGAGGGCCUGUUGGCAAAUAUUACCAAGGAACCUCAGUUUGCCAUUAAAAAGUCCCUGCAGUUCAAGAGUGGAAUGAAUGUCUUGGGUCUGAUUGGUUUCUUUAUUGCAUUUGGCAUCUGCAUGGGCAAGAUGGGAGAGCGGGCCAGAUUGAUGAUUGAAUUUUUCAACAUUCUCAACGAGAUUGUGAUGAAACUUGUCAUCAUGAUCAUGUGGUAUUCUCCCUUUGGUAUUGCCUGCCUGAUCUGCGGUAAGAUCAUUUCUAUAAAGGACUUGGAAGUGGUGGGCAGGCAACUGGGAAUGUAUAUGGUCACUGUGAUUGUUGGCCUCAUCAUUCACGGAGCCAUCUUCCUGCCGAGUAUCUAUUUUGUAAUCGUCAGGAAAAACCCCUUCAAAUUCUUCUUGGGGAUCUUCCAGGCCUGGAUCACCGCCCUGGGCACUGCAUCAAGCGCCGGGACACUGCCUGUUACUUUCCGCUGUCUGGAGGAGAAUUUGGGAAUCGACAAAAGAGUCACUCGUUUCGUGCUCCCAGUUGGUGCCACCAUCAACAUGGAUGGAACUGCUCUGUAUGAGGCCGUGGCUGCUAUCUUCAUUGCCCAGAUGAACGGUGUCCACCUGGACCCCGGUCAGAUUGUGACCGUUAGUCUCACAGCCACUCUGGCCAGUGUUGGAGCUGCCAGUAUUCCCAGUGCUGGACUGGUGACCAUGCUCUUGAUUCUGACUGCUGUGGGGCUGCCAACCCAGGACAUCAGUCUGCUAGUUGCUGUAGACUGGCUUCUGGACCGGUUCAGGACCUCCGUGAAUGUGGUUGGGGACUCCUACGGUGCAGGCAUCGUGUACCACAUGUCCAAGGCGGAGCUUGAAGAGCUGGAUGCGCACACGGCUAAAUCAGACGACAUUGAAAUGACAAAGACCCAGUCGUAUUACGACGAGAUGAAGAACCACCACGAAAACAAUUCCAACCAGUGCGUCUUAACGCCUACCGCAAAUGCUAACAAUUCUGUCGUAGUAGAUGAGUGCAAGGUAACCUCUGCCACAAACUACUCUGCUGCGGAGUGCACGCUUGUUGAGGAGGAACCAUGGAAACAUGAAUAAUGGCAGUGCAGAGAUCUCCUGCUCCUGGGCUCCACAAGCUUUCCUUUCUGGUGAUGGGAAAAAAAAAAUGAGUGAAUGAAAAAAAAAAUUGUCAUAUGAACAGAACUACUAAUGUUUUUGAUGUAGUCUACUUUUCUUUAUUAGUAGUCCCUUUAAGGUGUUUUUUUUAAUUCUCUCUCUGACUUAUAACUACUACUAAUUCACUUAACGGUGAAACAGCGGUACGCGCUUCCUGUUCGAGCACAAUUAUGUCCUUAAUAGCAGACUCCUGCACAAUACACUUCAAUGUCAAAGGAGGGAAGGAAGAGAAAAACGUGAGAAACACACUAUUGCUAGCAAUACAUUACGCUUCCACUUGAAGCACCUCAGAGGGAGAUUGAUUAUUGUAACGAGAGUGGGAGUCGUCAUGGCGACCACUUCCUCGCUUCACUUCCGUUUUCGUGCCAUCAUAAGCACGCCUGCCAAGAUCAUGUUUAUUCUUAGUCUCAGAAUGCACCUGGCUACAUUUACCAAGUAUUUGCCAGAAUUGAUGAAAGGGUUAGGGGCAAGUUCUACUGAGCCUUAUAGCACAAUAUUUAUGACGGAACAUUAAAGCACAAAUCGUACCAUGAAGACAAAUUCAAAACACUAUGUGUUUCCUUUUUUAUUCACUUUAAUUUAGGAAAGGGGCAUUUGUGUGCGUGUGCGUGUGCGUGUGCGUGUGUGUGUGUGUGUGUGUUCGAGCAUUCAGAAGAACGGUGAAGUGAGUUUCCGGGACCGAACAGGCAGGAGGAAAUAUUCUAAAAAGGUGCUUAAACUGCCACAGUCAUAUUGGAGACCAGAAUUAAUGUCUGUUUAAAUUGACACAAUCUCUAAUUCCAAUAAAUUUCCACCUUUAAAAGACAGCAUAUCACUGCCCAAAAUAAUUGAGUGACACCAAUGACAUUAAAGUUAAAUUUGGAUUGGAACGCCAAUGAUGAAUUGGCUUGUCUAAAAUCCAUGAUGGCACAAACAAUAAAUGAUGUAAAGCACAAAGCACACGGCACAAAAUAAAGCUAUCGAGCCAUCGACUUGAAGUGCCCGCAGGCGGCACGUUCAAAAUUAUGCAAAUACUGCACAUAGGUUCCAAGAGAGAACUGGAGAUUCUCAGGCCUCGACGUUUACUGCUGUAAAAUUAGAAAGAAGACUUUUGCAGGAAUCCUGCUAACUUCCUCACCUGACCUCUUCCUAUCAGGAAACGAUGGCUUAAUCGCACAACGCAUCCCGACGUUAACUCUGACAAUGUGCAGAGGCUUCCCGCCUGAAUGUUACAUUCCGGUGGUUGACGGAUCCUCUACCUGCGCUAAGGAUCACAUUAGUUUGGAUGAAACACAGACAGAGAUGAGAGAAAGUGCAGCUAAUGGACGUCAGAUGGGAUUGUUGACAUGCACAAACAGAGACAGACCAGAGAUAUUUAUACUCAUCCUUGAGGAGCCUCCGAAGAUUCUUGUUUUGCCAGCUGUACAAAGGCAAACGAUUCCGUAUUUUUAGCCGCCAGAGCCCAAGACUGUUUCUGCAAACCCUAGAUGCUGCAGUUGUGUGCCCAUAUGCAUGAUUUCACUCCACAGAAAAGUGGACAUAUAUUCCCUCACUUUUCACCCAAAUCAGGUAAUAUUAGUUUCGAUCCCUCAAAUAAGCAUCGGCACGAACAGACAAUUGUGUUUCUUAUUCCGUAUGAGUGAGAAUUCUGUUUCUGUUUCUUGUUAUUCCUUCCUGUCUUGUUUCUCUCCAUUUGUGCUUAAUGACAACCCGGCAUCGAAGAUGUCUGCGUCACACUAAGGCACACGACUAAAUGUCGACGGAACAAUAGAAAAGCUAACAAAAUACCUAUUGCACCACUCAGUAUUGCUGAGUUCGCUCACAAGCCAUCGUAGUGGGCUUCC
Molecule: messenger RNA, 3875 nt
Organism: Hippocampus comes (tiger tail seahorse)
Lineage: Eukaryota; Metazoa; Chordata; Actinopteri; Syngnathiformes; Syngnathidae
Gene: slc1a2b
Product: solute carrier family 1 member 2b
Exons: 11
Coding region: 238-1974 (578 amino acids)
Biological process (GO): L-glutamate import across plasma membrane; L-aspartate transmembrane transport
Cellular component (GO): plasma membrane
Molecular function (GO): L-glutamate transmembrane transporter activity; glutamate:sodium symporter activity; neutral L-amino acid transmembrane transporter activity
Source: RefSeq, a predicted model, not a curated record